AUGGUUCUUAUGAAGGAACAUGAUAUAUUCCUGGAUGUGGUUCUGAGGCUGCAACAGAAUAAGAGACAUGAUAUGCUUGAUCUAUUUUUCAUAAUAUGUUGGACCUGCUGGUAUAGAAGAAAUAUGAAGAUGUUUGAGAAUAAGGCAAUGAGUAUUGAUGCUAUUUUGGGAAAUGCUUUGGCAAUGCAGAAAUCGUACAAAGAGCUCAAAAAUAAACCUAUUUCUAUCAUUAGAAAUCAGUACAAAUGGGAACUUCCACCUCCUGGUGUUUUCAAACUAAAUGUAGAUGGAGCCUUUUCUUCAUCUGGUUCUGUAGCUGGUAUAGGAGCUAUUGUUAGAGACUCUAAAGGAGAAGUGAUCAUGUCUGCUGCAAAGAAAGAAUGUUCUGCUAUGAUUGUUGUGGAAGUUGAGGCUUUAGCUAUCAUCCGAGGUUUGCAAUUCUGUAUCCAUCUUGGGAUUAGUAACCUGGUUAUUGAAAGUGAUUCUCAGUUGGUUGUCACUGAGUUCAAUCAGCAAGGCCCUUCAAAGGCUACUUUUGGCAAUGUCAUUCGUGAGGCAAAGGAUUUGAUGUCUCGGUUCAGUAUCUGUGAUGUGCAACAUACUUAUAGAAACUGCAAUGUAGCAGCUCAUUUACUUGCCAAAUAUGGCUUAAGUGUUCAGAAUGUUAGCUUAUGGUGGGGUGCAUACCCCGGUGUAAUUUCUAAUGUUCUUUGGUAUGAUUCUAAUACCUUGUAA
Molecule: messenger RNA, 735 nt
Organism: Carya illinoinensis
Lineage: Eukaryota; Viridiplantae; Streptophyta; Magnoliopsida; Fagales; Juglandaceae
Exons: 1
Coding region: 1-735 (244 amino acids)
Molecular function (GO): RNA-DNA hybrid ribonuclease activity; nucleic acid binding
Source: RefSeq, a predicted model, not a curated record